AUGACUUAUGAGUGCGUUUUCAAUAGCGAUUCAACAACUGUCGCAGGUCGAUCUAUCGAUUCCACUCUCAUGCUUCACACAUUUCUGCUCAUCUGGCUUGCAGCUCAGACGUUUCAUCCGCUUACAGCUUAUAAUCUUGUUAUAGACACCCAGCGAAAGGGAAUCAACUCAUAUUUUCAAAGUCUUCGCAGAGAUUAUGAGCAAUUGUUAGAAGGCUAUGAAAUACCCACAGUCAGCAAGAAGCGUUUUCUCGGUAAGAUAGAACUUACCGAGAUAACCGUGCAAAAUGUGACUGUGGAAUCGACAUCGGAUAUUUUAGCAGAAACUGAUCAUUACUUGAAGAUCGAACAUCUCCAUGCUCGUCUACACGGUCUCUACAAACACAAUGUGCUAUUCAUUCACAAUACUGGUGACUUUGAAAUCAACAUUCGCGAUCUGAACGCCACACUUGGACCUUUUGUACCGGUGAACAUAAAAGGAAUACCAUAUCUCAAUCAGGAGAUAUUAUGCAGCAUCUCUCAUAAAGAGGACAAAAUGUCAGUGCGCGGUGGAAUAUUACGAUGGUUAGCAAAGAAAAGAUUGAAAUCUACGAUGGAAGAAGAUCUCGAAGGCAUUUUCUGCGACUCACUUGUGGGGAUUCUUGACAAAGAAAUUCGUGGGUCACUAGCUAAAUUCAAUCUGCUAUUACCAGUCAAUGAAGCCAUAACAGUCAGCUACUUGCUAUCUGGACAGCCACUUUUGCUUCCGAACGGUGCAGUUCGCACUUUCCACAAGGGAGUGACCGCUGAUAGCCAUGUUGGAGCAAAUUUUACUCCCACCACGAUAGACUCUGAUCAUGACGUCAUAUACCAAAUACAUGAGAAUUUAUUGUCGGAAAUAGUGCAAGCCGUAUGCCGGCGUGGAUUCAUAGAUGGAAACUUCACCAGUGACGAAAAAGACGUUCUGAUCACUUGUCAAAAGGCAUUUAUCACAGUAAGAAAUAUGGAAACUACAAAAACGGCCAAUAUAUUACUAACUCUCUUACUGCGGUUCCACGAUGGUGAGGAGACAAUUCUUACCAAGAAAUAUUCGGUGACAGUUUUAUACAACAACCAGCUCAAACUUCAGCUUCGACUAAAAUCGGAAAUUAUAGACACGGAUGAUCGUUCAAAACAGUAUAGCGAGCAGAUGUUCUCAAUAUUAUCGGAAGUAUUUCGUUCUCGUAUCAGCUUACCGCUCCCACUACCACUUGGCGCCCAAGCCGAACGCGCAAUGAUUAGCCUUCAACCGGAUCGGAUAAUUUUCGCCACCGAUUUUGUUUUUCCAAAACGAUAA
This is a messenger RNA of Cylicocyclus nassatus, 1314 nucleotides long. The record is from the annotation of a GenBank genome assembly. NCBI's taxonomy places the organism in Eukaryota, Metazoa, Nematoda, Chromadorea, Rhabditida, Strongylidae.